Hylaeus anthracinus is the source of this 2534-nucleotide messenger RNA. It is a transcript of the gene asun, whose product is annotated as integrator complex subunit 13. Gene Ontology annotation, cellular component: integrator complex. The coding region runs from base 169 to 2205 and encodes 678 amino acids. The record is from RefSeq and is a predicted model, not a curated record. The transcript is spliced from 9 exons. Gene Ontology annotation, biological process: centrosome localization; regulation of mitotic cell cycle. Lineage: Eukaryota; Metazoa; Arthropoda; Insecta; Hymenoptera; Colletidae.
CAUAACUUUAGAAACGUAUUAUUCCGAUGUCGAAGCAUCUUGAAUCCUAACCUAUAACAUGUGGACCGUGCGAAGCAUUAUUCUUCUUUACAGAAAUGUGCGAUAAAUAGAUUGCGACAUAUUAUAUUAAAAAAUAAACGUCGGUUUCUUAAAAUAUGUUAUACAAGAAUGUAUCCGGCAAAUCAUAAGACUAUUUUCGUUUUGGAUCACACACCAUACUUUGGCAUAUCAACCGAAUGUCCUUUGGAAUUUGAUUUUCUGAAAAGUCGGGGUCAAAAUUUAAUUCCUUUGGCACCUGUUUGUAAAUCUUUGUGGACUACCAGCGUAGAGGCUUCCCUGGAAUAUUGCCGUAUAGUAUGGGACCUUUUUCCAGCUGGAAAAUUGAUAAGGUUUGUGGUGACCGAUCGUGCAGCAUACGUAUUAAACUCAUGGAGUCCAUCGCAGCAGAAUUUAAACCAUAUAAUGAAUGGUACAGCCAUUUUGGGAGUACCGACAAAGGCUCCGGAACCUGGAGAAGAUUAUUCUGUGAUACAUGGAUUAAGAGUGGCUAUCGAGACAUUAAACGAAUGUUCAGAAAUUCAGCACGAGAAGAGAACAUCGUUAAAUGAGAAUACUAGUAAACUUGUUAACAGAGGCAGAGUAAUAUGCAUCACCAGUGCACGAGAUAAUAGCAAUAUGAAAAGCUUGGAAAAUAUAUUUUUGAACGAAUUAGCUCAAGAGAAUAAAACUGCAUUAGCUUCGGAUCAUUUAAUGCCUGUGGAUUAUUGUCACCUAGUUAUACUGAAUAUCUUUCCUAACAAUAUCGAAUCGCAAGUUACAAGUCAAGGGCCACGAGAGGUUUCACCGCUGUUAACGGUAGAAGUACACUCCAUUAAGGCACCUGCUUUACAUUCAAAAUUAUCCCAUUUAAUCUUGUCCCAUUACGAUCUGGCAAGUACAACGGUAACUGGUAUACCGAUGAAGGAAGAACAGAAUGCUAGUUCCUCUGCGAAUUACGACGUUGAGAUAUUUCACUCGUCAGCUGCGCAUUCAGCAAUUCUAAAAGGAAACCCGCAAGAUUCAGCUUUGAUAAAGACAUUCAGAAGAUUCGAGGAGGGUUCAGAGUAUGAAACGGUAACUUUGAAAUGGUGUACACCACGAGGAUGUAGCGCAGCCGAAAUGCAAAAUUGCACAGCUAUGCACAGGAUCACGCCGGUAGAUGUAAAUAGUAGACCUUCGUCUUGUUUGAUUAAUUUUCUGUUGAACGGUAGGUCGGUAAUGCUCGAAAUGGCCAGAAGAAGCGGAGGAAAGACUAUUUCUCAUCUACUUGCCGCGCAUGGCGGAGAAAUUUUUAUACAUACGCUAUCUACCGCUAGAAGUGUAUUGGAAGAUCCACCUUCUAUCAGCGAAGGAUGCGGUGGACGCGUCACCGAUUACAGAAUAACUGAUUUUGGAAGACUCAUGCGAAACAAUGUACUGGUGCCUUUGAAACGAAGUACAAACGUUAACAGCGAAGGUCCAGCGGAAAAGAUGAGAUCGAGAUUGGAAAGACACACCAAAUAUUGGCCAAUUACUAUUUCUAGUACUCUUAUGUUUAAUUUAAAACAGUUAAUAGAUCCACUGCCAGAUUUAAUGGUAAAGGAGGAACUCACAGCUGAGGAGGUCGUCCAGUGUAAGCAAGUGAUCUUCAGUUUAUUGCAACUGGAAGCAAAACAUGAAACGUUACCUUUGCCAAGUAUCGGCGGGGGGCGUGGUGGUAAAGGUGGUGUACGGAGAGAAGAACACUAUAGACUUUUGUGGGGAGAGCUGGAAACGUUUCUCAAGCAACACGCUAAUAAUUCUGCCGCGCAUUCCGAAGUUUUGACUUGCCUUCUCGAAGUACGGAGUAAAGACGAUAAGGAUAAGGUCGAAUUGGACCAGGCAUUGCGCGAAUUGGACGGUUUUGGAAAAGAAGAUGGAACCGCCCGUGCAAGCGUAAUAAGAGCAACAACCGAUUCGCCGAUGUCGCCACCACCUAGCACGUCGAUAUCUCUCGGGAAGCAACUCCUGAAGGGUAACAUUUAUUCUCCUAAAAGUCUGUUGGACGUUUGGCUACAACGAAGCGCCCCUAAAGAAAAGAAGCCAGACUUCCACGGAAGAGUUAACAGCGACGGUCCUAAAGCUAAGCUAUAUCCCAAUUUAAAAGAGGUUGGCCGAGAGCCCCGCGAACCUAUUCUAGAGGGUUGAUUCAGAUGGUUCUUAUCAUUUUCAAUACAUAAAUCCAAGGGUACAGUUUUAAUCAGGCUAUAAACUAAACGUGACUUUUGCCAUAAUUACAUUAAUUACCACACGUUAGCUUACAUCGUUAGUGGAUGAUGUAUCACGAUUCAUUUAAGUAAAAGAAAGUUCGCUUCUCAAACAGAUAUUAUUCGUAAAGUCUUUACCGAUCAAGAGUAUUCCGUCAGUUGUGUGUACGUGCAAUCGGACAGCGCGAAAGGAUCAUUAUUUUUAAGGAAUCGAUAAUAUAUGUAAUUUUACUGUUUCCAUGAGAACAUAUCUUUGUAAUAAAAAUACAU